CCCUCAGUGCCGAACAAACAGUGUGUUUUAUUUGUGUUAUUUACAACUAUGCCAUGCCCAUUUCGACGUUUUACCUAUAGAGGUGAGAGCCUACAGAGAAAACGAAGCUUGCGUUAGAUCUAAGAAAAAACGCAUAAAACAAAAACUCACACACACUCCAACAAGUCUCUGUUGUUUUUUCGAAGCAAAAGCAAAAUCAAUUUUGCAUUUGCACUAUUCGAAUAGAUCGAGCCAAGCUAUAAGCCAAAUAUUGAGGCAUUGUAAAGAGGUGGAGUCUCUAAUGGUGAUCGAGACUUGUGUGUGGUUUUGAUUUGUGUGGAGAUGGACAAGAACAAGAGCCGUACCGAUCUGCUCGCUGCUGGCCGCAAAAAGCUUCAGCAAUAUCGUCAGAAGAAGGAAGGUAAAGGCAGUGCUAGCCAUGGAAAAUCCUCAAAAAAAUCCAGUAAAUCUGACCAGCAUGAAGCUGAUGCUGAUGAAUCAUCCACUACCCCAGUACCAACUGUGUCGUCCCAGGUUACUGAAAGGGAAAUUGCACCUCAUGAUGGUUCAGAUUUGGAAACUAUUGAAUCAUCAUUAUCGCAUUCGACAGGGAUUAGUGAGCCUGAUACAUCCUCGAUGCAGUCGAGGGAAGAUCAGGUAACAGAUGUAGGGGCAAUGCAGGAAGCUGAUGGUUUGGACUCAAAGCAAUCUGAUCGCAGCAGUGAAAUAGAGCUUGAAGGAGACAGGCAGCUUCCUUUGUAUGAGCAUGGUGAAAGUGCUGAAACUCUUUCAAGGAUAGCUUCAGUAGAGACUAGUAUGGAGGAGACAUACUGUGAAGCAGAGCAAACUGGUGAGCCAGGUGAAGUAUCUGCAUCUGAUGGUACACUCUUGUCAGAUGGGUUUUCAGCUUCUGUUUCGACUUUACAAGAAGCCGACAGGAUUUCAGCUGUUAAUCCUUCCAUGACAAAUUGGCAGAGACUAGAAAUAGCACCAGAUUCAUCUUACGGAGAAAACUCAAACAUGACUUUUCAGUCUGGUGACUAUGGAAAAGGCAGGGAAGAAAAGGUUCAGACUGAUUUGGACAAUAGGACAGCUGCAGAGGGGUACAAUCAGCAGUAUAUGCCUGAUGAAUCUUUUAUGCCUGAGGGUGAAAGCCUUGAAAGACCUGAAAAGAAAAUGGCAAGUUUGGCUGGAGGAUGGACUGUUUCUCCUGUUGCAGACAUGAGUGCAACCAGUCUUUUGCAGCUUGCAGAGUUGAUAAGGGGUCUUAAUGAAGAAGAAUUUAGGUUUCUGCUCAAGUCAAGAGAAUCAAUUACUAAUGCAGAAUUGGGGAGUGGGAGUUUUACUUUUGCAGAGUAUGGCUUUACAGAUUUAUUGGAGAGACUCAAAGAAGAAUUAUAUCUCACAUAUUUUACUAAAGAUAUCUUUCACUUGCAACUUGCUGAACAGUCUGAACUACAGAUGGGGUUAGAUCACCAGCAGCGUCAGUUGGUUGAUGAAUUAUCUCUACUCAAUGCUUCACUCAAUGAAGUUCGUGAGAAGAAUCAAUUCCUUGUUGAAGAGCUUGCACAAUGCAGAUCUGAACUCCAGUUUGUAACUACCAGGAGGGAGGAGCUCCAAGACCAAUUCCUUAUAGCAAAGGCGGAGGUUGAGGAAUUUUCUGCUAGAGCAUGUGAGUUGCAGAAUAGUCUGGAAAGGUCAGAAGGGGACUUGCUGAUCCGCUUAACAGAGUUGGCUGACUGCAAGAGUUUGGUAGCAGCUUUACAGGUGGAAAAUAAUAAUUUAGAGGGGACCAUUUCUUCUGUGAAUGAAGAGAGAAACAAACUUGUGGAUGAAAAGGAGUUUCUAUUCCGUGAGAAUGGGAAGCUGUUAAUUGAAUUAGCUGACAGCAAGAGUUUGAUGGCAGCUUUACAGGUUGAAAGUUCUAGCUUAAAUGAGAGUCUUGCUUCAGUGAUGGAUGAGAGAAAGAAGCUUGAAGAGGAUAAGAAGCAUCUGUCCCAUGAGAAGGAGAAACAAUCAAUAGAAUUGGCCGACUGUAAGGCUUUGGUUGCAGCUUUACAGGAAGAAAAUGGAAAUUUAAGUGGGAGUCUUGCUUUGGAAACACAACAAAGAAGCAAGCUUGAAGAGGAGAAGGAGCAUCUUUUUCUUGAGAAUGAGAGGCUUAAUACUGAGCUUCUUGCUCUUCAGGAACGGUUGUCUACAGACCAUGGGGAACGAAUGAAGGUUGAAGUUGACCUGAAGGAAGUGACUAUGCGCCUUGAACAAGUCACUGGGGAAAAUAUUUAUCUUCAUAGCAGUCUGGACACUCUUAAAGCUAAAAUAGGAGAGAUUGAUAGCCAGCAAACCCAAAUAGCCUGUCAAGUUGGGGAAGCUGGGAAUGAAGUCAGUCUGGAAGUACGAAGUAGAGGCCAUGAAAGUGGAGCAGAUUAUGAAGAUUCUCACAAGAUUCUUGGGAAGCAAGAUAGUGAAGUUUAUUCUCCUGUAUUGGAGACGCCCUUAUCUGAUGGCCUUGCUGUAGAACCACCACUCGAGCUGCCUGAACAGGUAGUCUUUGAUGAUUCUUUUGGGUUUGUUGCCUUGAAGGGACACUUAGAGGAGGCAGAGAAAAUUUUGCAGAAACUUGAAAAGGCAAUUGAAGGGAUGCAUUCUCAUUCAGCAUUUUUGAGCAGGUCAGCUGGUAAAGUUGCUGCACCUGGGGUUUCAAAACUGAUUCAAGCCUUUGAGUCGAAGGUGCAACUUGAUGAACAAGAGGAAGAGGAAAGGGCUUUGACUGAAAAUCAAUCUCCAGAAGAUCUAUUCACAGUAACAAAAGAGCAAACCGGAAAUUUGAGGGCAUUGCUUAAGCAGCUGGGGGUGGGUGCUGAGGAUGCCAGUAUACUGCUCAAGGGGGAACGCGAUGGUAGGAAAAUUGCUAAUGCCAUGUUCGAGGAGCUCAGGGAUGAACAUGAAGCUUUGAAGGAACACAGUAACAAUUUGGAAGCUGCCAACAUAGAGCUUGGGGUUCUAUGUGAAGCUUUAAAGGAACAUGUUGGUGACGUUGAGGCAAAGAAUGGUGAGCUUGAGGUUCUCUAUGAAUCCUUGAAGCAACAUGACAUUAAUCUCAGAGCAGAAAACAGCAAGCUUGGUGGAAAACUACGAGGUUACCAAUCAAGAAUUAGUGAAUUGCAGAGUCAAUUGUAUGAUUUUCAGCAUAGUUCAAAUGAGAUAGCUUCUGUAAUUGGCAGUCAAUUAGAAAAUUUGCAGAAGGAAGCGGAUGAGAGGGUAUUGAUUCUUGAGCAAGAUUGGAAUUCUACUGUUACUCAGAUUCUUGAUGCUGUUGGGAAGCUUGAUAAAUCAAUUGGGGAAGAUUUCACCUCAACCAUCUCAACUGGUACUCACAAUGGCUUGGAUAUAAGCAGCCGUGUUGCUGCUUCUGUUAAUGUUGCCAAUGAAUUGAUUGAGGCUCUGCAGGGGAAACUCCAAGCUGCUCAAACUGACCAUGAAGCAAUCUGUACUUUAUACAAAGAGGCGAAUGAGAAAAGUGGUGAUUUGCAUGGAAAAAAUGAAUUGGCUAUUGGUAUAUUGAGUAGGAUGCAUGGUAAACUUUGGGAACUUGUGAUAAGUUCAUGUGGAUCUGUGGAAGAAAGUGAGAAAAAUGUACAAAUUGAGAAACUGCUUGAUCCCUUAGAUUAUAGUGAAUACAAGACCCUCCUGGACCAGCUGGAGAAUUCUCUGGAUGAGAAGCUGCAACUCAAGUCUGUUAACAGUAAACUCACCGCAGAGUUGAUUAAUCGAGCAGAAGAAUUUGAGGAAAUGAACAGGAGAUGCCUGAAUUUAAAUGCUAUUCAUAAGUUAAUUGAAGAUGUUGAAGAUGUGUUAAAAUUGGAUGAAGCUGAGAUUAACUUGGAUGCAACACCUGCUUUGCGUUUGGAGUUUUUGGUGUCUGUUCUUGUUCAGAAAUUUAAGGAGGCUGAUGUGCAAGUUGGCUUGUCUAGAGAACAGUUUGGAUAUAAGAUGAUGGAGUUGACUGAAUUGCAGGAUAAGAUACAUCAGUUAGAAGCCUUGACCUUUGAGCAUGAAAAUGAAAUCCCUAUUCUCAGGGACAGUUUACGCCUGGCAGAGGAAGCUUUUAUUGCCACACGUUCUGAAUUACAAGAGAAAAUAAGUGAACUUGAACAGUCAGAUCAGCGAGUAUCUUCUAUUAGAGAGAAACUUGGCAUAGCUGUUGCCAAGGGGAAAGGCUUGGUUGUGCAGCGAGAUGGUCUCAAGCAGUCUCUGGCAGAGACUUCUAGUGAACUGGAGAGAUGCUUGCAAGAGCUGCAGUUGAAAGACACCAAGCUUCAAGAAGUUGAAACAAAACUUAAGACCUACUCGGAGGCAGGUGAGCGUGUGGAAGCUCUGGAAUCUGAGCUUUCAUACAUUCGCAACUCAGCCACUAGUUUAAGAGAAUCAUUCCUUCUUAAAGAUUCUGUCCUUCAAAGAAUAGAAGAGAUUUUGGAAGACCUUGAUCUGCCAGAGCAUUUUCAUUCAAGAGAUAUAAUUGAAAAGAUUGAUUGGUUGGCGAGGUCAGCAACUGGAAACUCUGUGCCUUUGACUGAUUGGGAUCAGAAGAGUUCUGCAGGAGGAGGUUCAUAUUCUGAUGCUGGUUUUGUUGGUAUAGAUGCUUGGAGAGACGAUGUACAGCCAAGCUCAAAUUCAGGGGACGAUUUGAGAAGAAAGUUGGAGGAACUUCAAAAUAGGUUUUAUGGGUUGGCUGAACAAAAUGAAAUGCUCGAACAAUCGUUAAUGGAAAGGAACAACUUGGUACAGAGAUUCGAAGAACUUUUGGACAGGAUUGAUAUUGAUAUGCCUUCGCAGUUUCGGUCCGCGGAACCAGAGGAUAGGAUCGAAUGGUUAGGAAAAGCGCUUUUGGAGGCUCAGCAUGAGAGAAAUUCUUUCCGGGAGAAGAUUGAUAAUUUUGAAAAUUAUUGUGGAUCACUAAGUGCUGAUUUGGAAGAGUCACAAAGGAGAACAUCUGGCCUUGAGGCAGACCUCCAGGCAGUUACCCAAGAGAGAGAGCACCUUUCUGAAAGAUUCGAGAUACUGGCUCAUGAACAUGAAAAACUCUCAGCAAAGACAAUUGAGGCAGACCUCCAGGCAGUUACUCAAGAGAGAGAGCACCUUUCUGAAAGAUUUGAGAUACUGGCUCAUGAACACGAAAAACUUUCAGCAGAGACAGUUGAGUUCAAACUUGAGAAUGAAAAGCUGCAGCAUGAAGUUACGGGUUUGAAGGAUAAAUUGGUUGAUCAGCUUGGGAAUGAGGAACGAAUUGUCAGCAUUGAAGGUGAAAUCAGAAGAUUGCAGGAUUUGGUUAGCGAUGCGUUGCAAGAGUCUGGAACAAAAGAUCUGGUUUCUGGAACUGGUAGUAUCCAUUGCCUGGAGGAAUUACUGAGGAAGCUUAUAGAAAAUUACACAAAUCUUUCUUCAAUGAAUCCUGUGCUUGGGGAUGUGGCUGAUACAGACCAUGCUAAAAAUUCUAAUAUUACUCUUGAUGAAGCAAGAAGCAUAAAUUCACAUGAUUCCAGGGAACUGGAUAUAGCUGUUCCGAAUAAAGAACUGGAGGAGGCUAUGCGUGAGCUGAUGCAUGUGACGGAGGAAAGAGAUAGAUAUAUGGAGAAGCAGCAAAGUUUGAUUUGUGAAGUAGAAGCUCUUGGUAGAAGAAAAGAGGAGUUGCAAGAGCUACUUAGUCAGGAGGAGCAGAAGUCUGCUUCUGUGAGAGAGAAGUUAAAUGUUGCAGUUAGAAAAGGGAAGUCACUGGUGCAACAGCGGGACAGUCUGAAGCAAACCAUUGAAGAGAAGAAUACUGAGGUGGAACUUUUGAAAUCUCAGAUUACCCACUGGGAAAAUGCUCUUGCAGAGUAUGAACAGAAGUUCAGGGACUUAUCUGCUUACCCAGAAAGGGUAGAAGCCCUAGAAUCUGAGCGUUUGUUAUUGAGGAAUCAUUUAACAGAAACUGAGCACUAUUUACAAGAGAAAGAACAUAUGUUGAGCAUGAUUUUGAAUAUUUUAAAUGGCAUUGAUGUUGGUGGUGAAGUCAACAACAGUGGUGAUCCAGUGGAGAGGUUGGAACAACUUGGAAAACUAGUCUCUGAUUUAGACGCAGCUGUUGCUUCUUCAGAGCAGCAGUCGAGGAAAUCUAAAAGAGCAGCAGAGCUGCUCCUUGCUGAGCUGAAUGAGGUUCAAGACAGAAAUGAUGUUCUUCAAGAGGAGCUAGCAAAAGCUGCAAAUGAAGUUGCUGAACUUACUAAGGAAAGGGAUUUGACUGAGGCUGCCAAACUUGAAGCUAUUUCACGGCUUGAAAAGUUAUCUGAUGUUCGUUCUGAGGAAAGAAAGAACCAAUUAUCUGAAUUUAUGCGGAUAAAGUCUAUUCUGAACCAACUCAGAAAGGGCUUUCAUGAUGUUAAGAAUUUACAAGGUGAUGUUUUCUCCAAGGACUUGGAAUUUUUGCACAAUCUGGAGGUUGGUGUUGAGUCAUUUCUGAAAGCAGACAAAGCUAAGCUAGUUGUUGCACCUCUUUUCACUGUAUCUGAUGGUGCUAUAUCCAGAAUUUCAGAUAAAAAGGAGAACUUUCUGUCUAUGGAUUCUUGGUUGGACUCCAAAACUGGUGGUCAUUUUGACGAAAAUGUUGUAUUUGAAACAUGUCAUUUUGUUGUGGAUCAUCUGCAAGAAUUCAUGACAGAAAUUGGAGAUCUUAAAGAAAAAUUCUCCAAACACUCAGUGUCAUUACAUGAACAAAGUAGCAGUCUAUCUAAAUUGAUGGAGAUUGUUCUGGGAGAGAUGAAUUCCCAAAAAGAGUCGUUUGAAGCAAUGAAGAGAGACAUGGUUCAUAUAGAUUCAGUGGAAAAAGAAAAAGGCAUGGAGCUUAUACUGUUGCGUAAAAACAUUGCUGUGCUUUAUGAAGCAUGUGCUAGUUCAGUUGUGGAAAUUGAAAACAGAAGAGUUGACCUGGUUGGAAAUAAUAUGGCUGCUGGAGAUCUGGGUUUGAACUUGAGAUCAACAUCUGUUGAUGGAGAAUUUCCUUUCAGUGGACCAGCUCAAUUGUCCUCUGAGGAAUCUAUCAGGACAAUGGCAGAUAAACUUGUAUUGGCUGUGAGGGAUUUUGCUAGCUUGAAAGCUGAAACUGUAGCGGGUAGCCAAAAGGAAUUGAAGAUUACCAUAGCAAAUUUGCAAAAGGAGCUUCAGGAGAAGGACAUUCAGAAAGAAAGGAUUUGCAUGGAGCUGGUAGGUCAAAUAAAGGAAGCUGAAGCUGCUGCAACAAGUUACUCACUAGAUCUUCAAUCUUCCAUAGCGCGGGUGCAUGAUUUGGAAAAACAGGUUGAAGUGAUAGAGAGAGAACGGAACUUACUAGAGCAGAAAGUGAAGGAGCUGCAAGAUGCACAAGCCACCUCAACCGAGUUACAGGAGAAGGUUCAAUCUCUUACUGAUGUGCUUGCUGCCAAAGACCAAGAAAUUGAGGCACUGAUGCAAGCACUUGACGAGGAAGAGGUGCAGAUGGAAGAUCUGACAAACAAGAUGGAGGAAAUGGAAAAAGUUGUACAACAAAAGAAUUUAGAUUUGAAGAACCUUGAUGCUUCUCGUGGGAAAGCUUUGAAAAAGCUUUCCAUCACUGUGACCAAGUUUGAUGAGCUUCAUCAUCUUUCUGAGAGUCUCCUAGCUGAGGUUGAAAAGCUUCAAGCACAACUGCAAGAUCGGGAUGCAGAGAUCUCUUUCUUAAGGCAAGAGGUCACUAGAUGCACCAAUGAUGUUCUUGUUGCAUCACAAAUGAGUAGCAAAAGGACCUCGGAUGAGAUUCAUGAGUUCUUGACAUGGUUUGAACUGAUCGUUGCUCAGGCUGAGGUGCAUGAUGUGCAUCUUGAUGAUAAGAACAGCAAUGAUGUUCAUGAACACAAGGAAAUACUCCAGAAGAAGGUUUUUUCUAUCAUAUUGGAAUUGGAAAAUUUACGGGCAGCAGCUCAAAGUAAGGACAUGUUGUUACAAGUCGAAAGAAGCAAAGUGGAAGAGUUAACACGCAAAGAAGAAUUUCUUGAGAAGUCUUUACAUGAGAAGGAAUCACGAUUAAAUUUGCUGGAGGGUGUUGGGGAAUCUGAAAGGGCAACUAGCAUGACCUCUGAAAUUUUGGAAGUUGAACCUGUGAUAAACAAACGGACAGUGCCUGGGACUUCAAUUGCACCUCAAGUGCGCAGUUUGCGGAAAGGCAACAAUGACCAGGUUGCCAUUGCUAUAGAUAUGGAUCCUGGCAGUAGUGGUAGGUUAGAAGACGAAGAUGAUGAGAAAGUUCAUGGUUUCAAGUCACUCACUACAUCAAGAAUUGUGCCAAGAUUUACAAGACCUGUGACUGACAUGAUUGAUGGCCUUUGGGUUUCUUGUGAUCGGGCUCUGAUGCGACAACCUGCAUUACGUAUGGGUAUUAUAAUCUAUUGGGCCAUAUUACAUGCACUUCUUGCUACUGUUAUGAUUUGAGAAGCCAAACUGGUUGAUACUUAUCUGAAUGCACGAGGGCCCAACCAUGAUCUUGUUGUUUCUGGCAUCAAAUUUGUCUAUGUAAUCAUUGAUUUUUUAUUUUUUAUUUUAUAAAGUAUAAUCAUUGAUUUUUUUUUUCUUCCUAGAUAUAUUUAGAUUGAUCAUUAUUUAGCUCAACCAGGCAACUGUGAUUCUCCAUUUUUAUUUUUGUUAAUCCCAGAUUGCUUGGUUGCAUCCAAUAAGACAAAAUGCCUUGUUACCAUGAUACUAGAAAUAGGUUGAGAAUUUGUUUACUCAAAACCAACCAAAGGUUGUACUUCACUACUUUUGUAUUUACACAUAUCCUUAUAAUUCUGAAGAAUAUCUUUAGUUAUCCCUAAUCGGAGGCACGCUUUGUUUU
This is a messenger RNA of Quercus robur (English oak), 8857 nucleotides long. Its product is annotated as trans-Golgi network-localized SYP41-interacting protein 1. The record is from RefSeq and is a predicted model, not a curated record. The transcript is spliced from 10 exons. Bases 322 to 8457 code for a protein of 2711 amino acids. Lineage: Eukaryota; Viridiplantae; Streptophyta; Magnoliopsida; Fagales; Fagaceae.